Molecule: messenger RNA, 4323 nt
Organism: Salvelinus namaycush (lake trout)
Lineage: Eukaryota; Metazoa; Chordata; Actinopteri; Salmoniformes; Salmonidae
Gene: ighmbp2
Product: immunoglobulin mu DNA binding protein 2
Exons: 19
Coding region: 74-3184 (1036 amino acids)
Molecular function (GO): 5'-3' DNA helicase activity; DNA binding; ATP binding
Source: RefSeq, a predicted model, not a curated record
UGACGCAUUAAUCCACCGAAGAGGAACAAUAAUGAAUUUGCUCAACUCGAACUGAUUCAACAAGCAGUGAGAAAUGGAGGUGGAAUGCUUUGUGUCCAAGACCCUAGAGCUCCUUCAGGAGGAGAGAGAAGCAGAGAUCGAGGAGACAAGGCUAUGGCAGGAGAAUGUCUCUCUGAAAGAUCUCCAGAGUAAAGGUGUUUGUCUUCUGAAGCUGCAGAUAGGAAGCCAGUCAACUGGCCUUUAUGGAAGAUCACUCCUUCUUCUAGAACCCAGAAAACACAUGGGCGUCUCUGUGCUACCUAGCAACAACUUUGGACCCGGAGACAUAGUGGGUCUGUAUGACCUGGAUGGCUGUACGCCGUCCUCCCAGCUGUGUACUGGUGUAGUGACCCGCAUCAGUCAGUCAGCGGUAACCGUGGCCUGUGAGGACUCGCCGGACGGACUCAACCUGGACACAGACGCUCUGUACAACCUCAUGAAGCUGGCUAACGAUGUCACAUACAAACGCAUGAAAAAGGCCUUGAACACUCUGAAUGGGUACAGCAGUGGACCAGCCUCGGAUUUGAUCAGCGUUCUCUUCGGCUACUCAGAACCUGGCUCUAUAUCACAACCACAUGAUCUGUGUUUCCUGAACACUGGUCUGGAUGAGUCUCAGAGACAGGCGGUGUCGUUUGCGCUGUCUCAGAGAGAGGUAGCUGUAAUACACGGGCCACCAGGCACUGGCAAGACAACCACUGUGGUGGAAAUCAUCCUGCAAGUGGUCAAACGGGGACAGAAGGUCCUGUGCUGUGCUGGUUCUAACGUGGCCGUGGAUAACCUGGUAGAGCGCCUGGCUAAGGCCAAAGCUAAGGUCCUGAGACUGGGUCACCCUGCCCGCCUGCUAGAGUCCAUUCAGAAACACUCGCUAGACGCCGUCCUCGCUCACAGUGACAACACCAACAUCAUCGCUGACAUACGCAAAGAUAUCGACAAAGCUUUUAUGGGGAUGAAGAAGAUGAAGGACAAACGAGAUCGGAUCCACCUGAAGAGGGAGGUAGGAGAGCUGAGGAAAGAGCUGAGGACCAGGGAAGCUACAGCCAUUGCUGAGGUCCUCAAACGCGCUGAUGUGGUUCUAGCUACUAACACAGGUGCUAAUGAUGGUGGCCCUCUGAAGAACCUACCUGUAGACCAUUUUGACUGGGUGGUGAUCGAUGAGUGUGCCCAGGCGUUGGAGAGCUCAUGCUGGAUCGCUCUGCUCCGAGGCAGGAAGUGUAUCCUGGCUGGAGACUACAAGCAGCUGCCACCCACCAUCAAGUCUCACACGGCUGCGUCUAAAGGCCUGUCUGUCAGCCUGAUGGAGAGGUUGAUCCAGAAGUAUGGAGACUCCGUAGUCAGGAUGCUGACAGUGCAGUACCGCAUGAACAGUAACAUCAUGACCUGGGCCUCAGAACAGAUGUACCAGGGGCAACUCACCGCACACAGCUCAGUGGAGAAACACCUGCUCAAAGAUCUCCCAGGAGUAGCCAGUGUUGAAGAGACCAGCACCCCUCUCCUCCUCAUAGACACAGCAGGCUGUGGGCUUAGUGAGAUGGAGGUGACAGACGAACAGUCCAAAGGAAACCAAGGUGAGGUGGACAUUGUGGAACUGCACAUCAAAGCGUUGACUGAAGCUGGGGUGAAACCUAAAGACAUCGCUGUUAUUGCCCCUUACAAUCUGCAGGUGCAUCUCCUGCGUCAGCGUCUCUCAGCCAGACAUCCCGAUCUGGAGAUCAAGUCUGUCGACGGCUUCCAGGGCAGAGAGAAGGAGGCUGUGGUGCUGACCUUGGUCAGAUCUAACAGGAAAGGUGAGAUAGGGUUCUUAGCUGAAGACCGGAGGAUCAACGUGGCUGUGACUCGAGCCAGACGUCACCUGGCCCUGGUGUGUGACACACAGACCGUCCAGACCCACGGCUUCCUCAAGACCCUCAUCGAUCACAUGACCCAGCACGGAGACGUACGCACCGCCUUUGAGUACCUGCGGGACAUUGUGCCCCAGAACUACACCAGAGACCACCGAGAUACCAAGUCCAGCAACACUACCGCUAGCAGCUCCUCAUCCACCUCCAACAAGCAGAAGGGCAGAGGUCAGGCUGGGAGCAAGGUGGAGCCAGGACACAAGAAGACCUCUGGGGGGAACAAGACCCAGGGAGGACAGCCCCAGACAGAUCCCGGCACACACAGCCAAGCCAGACGUUCCACCCCCACGGAGGAGGAGCAGAGACUGACCCAGAUAAAAUACCUGGAAAUCAAGGGCCAGGUGGAGUGGUUCCUACAGGACCCAGACCAGACGGAGCUACGGUUUCCCUCGACCCUCAACUCCCACGACCGCCUGCUCGUACACCAGGUUGCAGAGGAGCUGGGCCUGAACCAUGAGAGCCAGGGAGAGGGAAAGGACAGAUGCAUCACUGUCUCCAGACCCCCGACAGGGCCUAACGAGGCUGGGGAAGAAGAGGAGCAACAAGCCCUACAACCAGCAGCCGUCCUGGAGGAAGACAGGGUUACAGGGCCUCCUGUAGGGCAACCGGCAGCCGUCCUGGAGGAAGACAGGGUUACAGGGCCUCCUGUAGGGCACCCGGCAGCCGUCCUGGAGGAAGACAGUGUUACAGGGCCUCCUGUAGGGCAACCGGCAGCACCUGUAGAUCUCAAGACUUUACAUCUGGAACGAAUGAGACGGGAGCAGGAGAGGAGGGAGCAGAAGAAGCAUCUAGAGACCGUCCGUACAGCAGGACAGACUCAGACUGCUAAGAAGGCCAAGGCAAAAGGAAAGACCAAAAAGACCAAAGCGGGUGCCUGUGAGAUCGCUGCGGCUGCGACGGCGGACGAUGAUUUUGACACCCUUAUAGAUGCCGUGGUGAAGGCAGAACGUGUCUGUAGUUUUGUCAAGUGUAAAACGUUAGUCAUUUAUCUGGGACAACUCUGUCUGUUCUGCAACAGACAAUACUGCCUCGGUCACCACAUACCUGAGGUCCAUGGGUGUGGAGACCAAGCCAGGGCCAAUGCCAGGAUGAGGAUCAGUAAAGAAGGGGUUCUGUAUGCCGGUAGUGGACACAAGAACAAGUCUGUAGAUCCGAACAAGAAGGCCUAUCUACACAGGAAGCUGGACUCCAAACUCAAAGACAUGGAAAAGCAGCGGAAGACCAAACCCAAAGAGAAUGACAAUAAUUGACCUUUGACCUUUUUAAUUCCAGUUUGUCAGUGACUGUAAACUCUGAGGAUGAUCCUUUGUGGACUGAAUAGAUAUAAUUAUUAAACAGAUUACUGCUAAAUUAUUUCAACCGGUCUGUCAAUAUCUUGUGUUUUAAUAUAGUAUAUAACUCAAUACGUCUUAUAAACACACAUACAGGACAUAACAGGACAUAACUUCCAGUACUUUAUUGUCCAUUAACUUAGAGAAUGGAGUUGUCUUUAUGCUCAGAAACCAAUCCCCCGAGACACACGCUGAUGGACUGGGUCAUCUGCAGUGCCGCGUCCCUGAAAUAAUUUGUAGGGGGUUAGUGCCUUGAUCGUCGGCACAACGGCAGGGGACGGUAUCUAGGAUGAUGCCAGCAACCCUCCAGUUGCCGGCUCACUGCACCAGAUUUUCCCAUCUGAGCUGGGAUUCGUACCGACAACUCUCCGGGUGCUGACCCGCUUCUCUAACCACUAGGCUACUUUAAUAUUAUUAUAUAUUUCUAGACCUUUAUCAACGGUUCUGAUUUCAUUAUGGUUGACAGUUGUCAAGUGCUACUGAAGUCUCUUCUUUUUUUUCUUCUGAUCGUGUAAUUUAGGCAUGGGCAACUGGCAGCCCGCGGAUCAAUUUCCAAAUUGUAAAAAAAAUAAAAAUGUAAUUCAGUCUGCGUCUCAACAUACUAGUAGAAUACACAUGGUGCCAGUCCCAAAUGUACUUGUUCAUCAUCACUCAACUAGCCCAGAAAUGGUUCAGGGGCGCUGCAUUGCCUCCAGGCCAUCAGGGUAUGUCUCAGGGGAUUGGGUGGUGACCAUAAAGACACAUUUCCAUUCUCUGUACGUUAAUGGACAAUAAAGUGGAGGCCAGCAACAUCGUUUCACUUGGGGCCUGAGCCUGGUUGCAUAAAACAUCGUGUUUCUCUUUAGGAAUCAUUUCCCCUUACCUAAGGGAAUUGUUAAAGGCCGUUGCAUAGAGCACCUAGGUAAGGGCUUACUUAAGGGGUUUUACGCUAGUCUAAAGUCCUGUAGAGCAGGAAGAAUCUCUUGUUACCAUGGAGAUGACCUGAUUCACUCACUGAACAUCUCAUCAAAGAGCAUUUUAUUUUGGGAGAUCACAAAAUAGAACUUCUACAUUCAAGA